AUGGUUGUAAAUGAAACGAAUAUUAAAGCGGCGUCGGAUGGAGUAUGGGAAGGAGACAACCCUCUAAACUGUGCCUUUCCUCUUUUAAUAGUCCAAGUCAUAAUCGUACUCUUAAGCAGCCGCUUCCUCGCCUUCCUCCUCAGACCUCUACGUCAACCCAAAGUCGUGGCCGAGAUCCUCGGAGGGAUAUUGUUGGGACCUUCAGCAUUAGGGAGAAACCAAGAUUUUAUCGAACUAAUAUUUCCAAAAUGGAGCACACCGAUACUUGAGUCAGUGGCAAGUAUCGGUCUCCUUUUCUUCCUCUUCUUAGUUGGUCUAGAGCUGGACCUAUCAGCUCUAGGCCACACAGGAAAGAAAGCUUUUGCUAUAGCAUUCGCUGGAAUUUGUCUCCCGUUUGCUUUAGGCGCAGCUAUCUCUCUCUUCCUCCGCCGAGCCGUGGAGGAGGAGCAUGGCUCGGCGGGAUACUGGCAAUUCCUUCUUUUUAUUGGAGUAGCUCUUUCCAUCACAGCUUUCCCAGUCCUUGCCCGUAUCUUAGCCGAACUCAAGCUCUUAACCACAAGCGUUGGCCAAACGGCCUUAGCCGCUGCGGCUUUCAACGAUAUAGCUGCAUGGAUCCUCCUUGCCCUAGCCGUGGCUCUCCCUGGUAGUCAAGACCACCACAAACACGCAUCUCCAUUGAUAUCCAUAUGGGUUCUCCUUUCGGGUCUCGCCUUUGUAGUCUUCAUGGUUUUUGUGAUCCAACCAGCAAUGAGAUGGAUAGUCCGGUACUAUGACGGGACCAUGCACGAAGCUUGCAUAUGCCUAACACUAGCAGGAGUCCUGGUAUCCGGUUUCAUCACUGACUUAAUAGGACUACACUCAAUUUUCGGAGCGUUUGUCUUUGGCCUAAUCAUACCAAAAAGUGGGUCUUUCAGUGACCGUCUUGUAGAGCGGAUAGAGGACUUUGUCUCGGGGCUGCUCCUUCCGCUCUACUUUGCAUCUAGUGGACUGAAAACGGAUGUGAAUAAGAUAAGAGGUGCAGAGGCGUGGGGGAUACUGGCCUUGGUCAUAUCCACGGCUUGCGCAGGCAAGAUCAUAGGUACUUUCCUCAUGGCAAUGAUGUGCAGCAUACCGGCGCGUGAAUCUCUCACCUUAGGGUUUUUGAUGAACACUAAAGGACUCGUCGAGCUAGUUGUACUCAACAUAGGCAGGGAGAAGAAGGUACUAAACGAAGAGAUGUUCGCAAUUCUAGUAUUGAUGGCUCUUGUCACAACCUUCAUGACAACUCCCUCAGUCGUGGCUAUAUACAAACCCUUGAACUAUGGCGGUUUGGAUAGUUCUACACCUGGUGAUAAGGGGAAGUUACGCAUACUAGCCUGCGUACGUAGUCCCCAAGACGUCCCUUGUAUAGUCAAACUCGUCGAGUCUUUUGGCACGUCGUCCAACGGAUCAAUCAAAUUAUACGUGAUGCACUUGAUAGAACUCACUGACCUACCAUCCUCCAUUUCAAUGGUCCAAAGAACGAGGAGAAACGGUGUGCCGUUCAUACACAAGCUGUGUAGAGUGACGUCACGUGACGAGAUAGAAGAUGCGUUCAGUAUUUACGAACAGGUUAGAGACCAGAAGCAAAGGUUAAAGAUACGUCACUUGAAAAGUGUGUCGGUGUUGGGAACUAUGCACGAGGACGUAUGCAACGUUGUGGAACGUAAGAAGGUGUGGAUGGUCGUGUUACCGAAUAUGGUAACGGGAUGGAGAGUGGUUAAUCAGAGAGUGAUGGAACAUGCUAAAUGCUCGGUCGCUGUUUUAAACCAUCAAGAGGUUGGAGAAAGCAGUACUAUUAGUAGCAGCGAGGGGACAAAAAGAGUAGGUGUUGUGUUUAUUGGUGGAGCCAACGAUAGAAAAGUACUUGAGAUCGGAAGCAGAAUGGCCCAAAACCCCAAGAUCAUAGUAACACUAAUGCAAUGCUCGGAUAACACUAUAGCUUCUCCUUAUUGUGAAAAGGAGAUUGAUGAAGUAGCUGUGGAAGAAUUCAAGAAACAAUGUGAAGGUAAAGGGGUAGACUAUGAAGAGAUAGCAGCUGCGGGAAAUCUUGGAGAGAUUAUAGAGGCAAUAGGAAGGAGGAAGGAGUAUGAGCUUCUGAUAAUUGGAAAUCGACAGGUUUUAACAAGUUACUAUGAGAUGGGAGGAGUAGAGGUUUCAACGCUAGUCAUUCAUGGAUGCAGUGAAAAUGAUAGAGCUAAAACUAUUUUGGGAGAUAAUGUUUGA
Messenger RNA from Eruca vesicaria subsp. sativa (arugula), 2244 nucleotides. The record is from the annotation of a GenBank genome assembly. Lineage: Eukaryota; Viridiplantae; Streptophyta; Magnoliopsida; Brassicales; Brassicaceae.